GGCCCUCUGGAAGGGGAACCUGACGGCCUGCCUGCGCCUCUGCCCCUACAGCGCCCUGCAGCUCGCCGCCUCCCGCCGACUGGUUGCCCUUUUCAUGGAUGAUCUGGGCCAUAUCUCCCACUGGAGAGCCAUCAUGGCAGGAAGCCUGGCUGGCAUGGUUGCCACCGUCGUGACAUACCCCAGUGAUGUGAUUAAAACACGGCUCAUCGUGCAGAACCGGCUGGAACCAUCUUACGAAGGAAUUCUUCACGCCUUUUACAAGAUUUAUCAUCAAGAAGGACUCCGUGCACUCUACCGUGGUGUUUCACCAGCAAUAUUAGGUGCUGUCCCAUUUUCUGCAGGCUCAUUCUUUGUUUACAUCAGUCUGGACAAAAUCUGGCAAGAACCCAUAGUUCGUUUCACUCCUCUUCAGAACUUCACAAAUGGCUGUGUAGCAGCUGCUGUGGCACAGACACUUUCUUUCCCCUUUGAGACUGUCAAGAGGAAGAUGCAGGCCCAGAGUCCUUGGCUUCCCCACUAUGGAGGAGUUGAUGUCCAUUUUACUGGCAUGGCUGACUGCUUCCGGCAAACUGUAAAGAACAAAGGUGUUCUUGGACUUUGGAGUGGACUCACACCCAGUCUGCUCAAGAUUGUGCCAUACUUCGGUGUUAUGUUUAGCACCUUUGAAUUCUGCAAGCGGGUCUGUCUCUACAGAAAUGGUUAUAUUGAGUCUCCUUUAAAUUACAAGCUAACACCUGGUGUUGACCAGAGCUUACACCCACAAGAACUGAGAGAAUUAAAGCUCCUCCGAAGGGAAAAUUUUGAGCCAAGGAAAUCAGCGCUUGAAAACUGACAUCAGUGUCCACUGCAGAUAUUCAAAUACCUUUCUUCAGGAACUUUGCAAGAAAGACAUUCUGAGCUACAGGUACUGACAUUUCAGUGGACUGCAUGGUUCUUGUAGUGAGAUAUGUGAAUCUGUAUUGCAUAUGCUGAAUGGAUGUAAAGAAUGUGACUGGCAAGCACAUACUGAAGAGGAAAGAUGCACCUAGUUUGAAAACUCUAUACUACUGGAACUUGAAAUGGUAUUAUUUUAGGUGCUUUUUAAUACUGAAUAGCCAUUUGAGAUUAAACCAGUUGCAGAAAGGCAAGAGAAUAGAGAUGAGAAUAUAAAUUGUCUUUAAAAACAUUAAGAAAAUGUUUUUUUAAAGCAAUCUGAGAUACAAGUCAGCCAAAAAUAAUAAAACUUAAUAAAAUACAUGCAAGAACUUCUACUGAAAUCUCCAAGUUUUUUAGUGAUACUGUGUGGAUGUGGCAUUCUGCAGAGUCAGAAUUAGUCUUAGUUCAGUCACAUUCCUAAAAUCCACUCCUAAGUUUGUGAGAUGUAUUUCAGAAUAAUAAUUUUGUCUGAAUCUCCAAUAUAGAGAUGAAUGUGUGCUGCUGCAGCUGUGCUUUUGCUAAGGCAGAACUGUAAUGUGCAAAAUGGACAUACAAAAUACACUGGAAUGACAAUCUUGUAAACUUAAGUGCAUAUUCAAAAAUAUUCCUCCCUUUCUUGUGCAUUGUUACUGCAUAUAUGAUAAUUACUUCACACUUCAAAAAAUAAUUUUCCUGGCGUUCUCUAACUGAAAUAUUUCCUGGAAAAUGCAGUUCUUAAAUGUGUUUGAUAUUUCAGAGCCACAAACUCUGUCAUGAUGUUUUCUUUUAAAGCUCUAGUUUUUUCAUUAGACCACUUUUUAGUUCCAGUGCACAGACCUAAGCCUACUGUGCUGCUCUGAUCUUGCACACAGAAUAGCACCAUGCACACCACCUGUGAUUGAUCCAUUUGAACCGUGUUCUCCAGGGGCUGCAGACAGGUCCUGUAGGUAGGCACCUCUGCCAGAGCACCAGGUUACUGCCAGGGCCACUGCAACAGAUGGGCCUCUUUGAGAGCUUUUUUUUGGACAACAAAAGAUCAUCUUGUGUUAUGCCUGAGGAACAGUGGUGUUGCUCCAGUUCCUUUGUAGAAGUUCAAGUACGGGACAGCCCCAUCCCAGUGCCUUCUGAUAAAAAACCCAAACCCCUGUCCAUGUGGGAAGCUGGCUGUGGCCCUGGCAGCAUGGGAAUCACAGCAGCUCACAAAGGCGUGUGCACACUAGCUCCUCUGAGCUGCAGCAGCCUGGGCUCAGCACAGCAUUUCCUGCUUUACACAGCUCCUCAUCUGUGUUUUUGCACCGUUUCACCUGAUGAGUGAAAAUAAGUAAAUCUCAGAAACUGCUUGGUUAGAACAUGUCACAGCAGGAUGAGGCAUUGGUAAAUCCCUGCAGGAACAGUAACUGUGGUGAGAAACUUGCAGAAAGAUUUGGAGUAACUGUAAGGCCUGCCUUGCACCUAGAACUCAUUGUGGAUGUAUCUUACAGCUGAAUCUUGCAGUAUCUCUCUUAGUGGACUCGCUCUGUUCUGCUGCAGUGGUGUUCAUACUGAUUUUUUUUCUCAGCAAAAAAAUGCAUAGAUAGCAAAAAAUUAAGAUGGUAGAGAGCAGAUCUGGUGGCUCAUGCAUCACACUGAGAUUGUAAGUGCUUUUGGUUCUAAUCAACCUGCCUCAGUUUUCCCAUGGACACAGCGCAGGUAAUAAUACUGAAACUUACUGGACAUGUAUGGAUAUGGAGAUGUGAAUUGUAAGCAUGUUGGGGAAGAAUGGAUUUCUUGCCUUGUCCAAGCAUACCUGUAUGUUUUUUACUAACACUGUAUUUCUAAAUAGAUUUUAAAGAUUGAAUGGGUACAUACGAAUGUCUGAUCAGCUCUUCAAACCUUGAAAGAGUCAAGUGAGUCAAAAAGUUAUCUCUAACUUAUUUCUGAUGUGCUACUACCACUUCUGUAUUGUAGUGCACUCCUAUGAUCCAUCAAGCACUAACCUUUUAUCAACCAAGCCUGUCCGUUGUAAUCACCAAUACGCAUGAUAAAUCCCCAAAAAGCAGCACUAAAGUAUUUAGAUGUCACUGAAAGCAAGCCCUUCAUCAGUGGAUCACUAACAUGUGAAAUGGUGUAUGGCAAUCAAGAACCAUUCAAUAGCAAGGCUAAACUCUUGGUUAGGUGAAGUUCUACUCCAGUGACGUUUGGAUGCCACUGUGUGAUGGGGGGGCGGGUGUGCCUGCUGGGAUGUGCUUGUCUGAGCAUCUCAGCAGGAGGACUGCAUACACGACCUGGAGCUCGGUCACUCCUGGAGCCCUGUGUGCAGGGUGACAAUGUCCCGAGGGCUCUGUGAACGCGGGUCUGGGCUACGGCUGAGAGAGAAGGGGGCCCGUACGUGUCCGUAGAUGAGGCAGCCUCAGAGCCCGCCCCGUUCCAGCGUGCGCCGCGGCUGUGCUGUGCCCGGCUGCUCUCGCCGUGCCAUUGGGAUGGCGCGGAGGGGCCGGGGGUCGUGGUCACGGAUGGCCCCGUCACUGCCAUGUGGUGUGCCCGAGGUAGGGACAGGCGCUGUGACCUGACCGGGGCCGUAUGCAUGUCCCGCCCGCGGUGCUGGUGGGAUCCUCCAUGCCGUGAUGCGCCGUCCCGGGCGCUUUAUCCCGGGAUCUCCCGUUCCGCGGUGCCCAUCCCGAUGUGCUCCGUCUCGGGGAGCUCCAUUCCGGGAAGCUCCGUCCCGGGGAGCUCCGUCCGGGAGAGCUCCAUCCCGAGGAGCUCCAUCCCGGGGAGCCCCAUGCCGGCUCCCCCAUCCCGUCGUCGCGGCCAU
Messenger RNA from Ficedula albicollis (Collared flycatcher), 3685 nucleotides. RefSeq names its product solute carrier family 25 member 43 (gene SLC25A43). The coding region runs from base 95 to 832 and encodes 245 amino acids. Gene Ontology annotation, biological process: transmembrane transport. The transcript is spliced from 5 exons. NCBI's taxonomy places the organism in Eukaryota, Metazoa, Chordata, Aves, Passeriformes, Muscicapidae. The record is from RefSeq and is a predicted model, not a curated record.